Pseudozyma flocculosa PF-1 is the source of this 1854-nucleotide messenger RNA. RefSeq lists its product as uncharacterized. Gene Ontology annotation, molecular function: asparagine synthase (glutamine-hydrolyzing) activity. The record is from RefSeq and is a predicted model, not a curated record. Gene Ontology annotation, cellular component: cytosol. The transcript has a single exon. Lineage: Eukaryota; Fungi; Basidiomycota; Ustilaginomycetes; Ustilaginales; Ustilaginaceae. The coding region runs from base 1 to 1854 and encodes 617 amino acids.
AUGUCGCGCUGCAUCCGCCACCGCGGCCCGGACUGGUCCGGCUGCGUCGUGACAAAGGAGGACGAGAGCGGCACAAAGGGCUCCAUCCUCUGCCACGAGCGCCUCGCCAUCGUCGGCAUUUCGACGGGCGCCCAGCCCCUCGUCAGCACCGACGGCAAGGUCAUCCUCGCCGUCAACGGAGAAAUCUACAACCACCGCCAGCUGCGCAAGAACCUCAAGGACCAGAACGCCGAGUUCAAGACCCAGUCCGACUGCGAGGUCAUCCUUCACCUCUACCGCGAGAUGGGCUCCGACUUUGUCAAGCUCCUCGACGGCAUGUUUUCCUUUAUCCUCCUCGACACGUCCGUCACCCCGAGCCGCGUCAUUGCCGCCAGGGACCCCAUCGGCAUCACGACCCUCUACCAGGGCGCAUCCUACAAGUACCCGGGCGCCGUCUACUUCUCCUCGGAGCUCAAGGCCAUCCACGAGGAGUGCGACCGCAUCCGCACCUUCCCGCCGGGCCACUUUUACGACAGCAGCCUGCCCGAAGGCCAGGAGACGGUGCGCUACUACGAGCCCAGCUGGUGGAACGGCGACGUCGACCUCGCCUCGAUCCCCGCGGGCGACGUCGACCUCAAGGCGGUGCGCGAGGCCCUCGAAAAGGCCGUCCGCAAGCGCCUCAUGAGCGAGGUCCCCUACGGCGUGUUGCUCAGCGGCGGCCUCGACUCGUCGCUCAUCGCCUCGAUUGCCGCGCGCGAGACCGACAAGCUCGCCGACGCCCAGCGGAAGGCGUGGGAGGAGAGGCAGGCGCGGAGGGCGCGCGGCCUCACGACGCCCGCCGGCGAUGCAAAGGCCCCCGUUCUGCCCGUCGGCCUCGACGAGGACGCCGACAACGAGGUCGAGAACCUGGCCGCCUGGCCGCGCCUUCACUCGUUCUCGAUUGGCCUCGAGGGCUCGCCGGACCUCAUUGCCGCCCGCCAGGCGGCCCAGUUCCUGGGCACCGUUCACCACGAGCACACCUUUACCGUCCAGGAGGGGUUGGACGCCAUCGCCGACGUCAUCUUCCACCUCGAGACGUACGACGUGACGACGGUGCGCGCCUCGACGCCCAUGUACCUGCUGUCGCGCAAGAUCAAGGCCAUGGGUGUCAAGAUGGUGCUCUCCGGUGAAGGGUCCGACGAGAUCUUUGGAGGCUACCUCUACUUCCACGCCGCGCCGGACCGCGAGUCGUUCCACCAGGAGCUCGUCAAGCGCGUAAAGAACCUGCACACGGCCGACUGCCUGCGCGCCAACAAGUCGACGAUGGCGUGGGGGCUCGAGGCGCGCGUGCCCUUCCUCGACAAACAGUUCCUCGAGGUGUCGAUGAACAUUGACGCCAAGCACAAGAUGUUUUCCAAGGGAUCCCUCCAGCAGCGCGACGCCGACGGACGCCCGCUCAUGGAAAAGUACAUCCUGCGCAAGGCGUUCGACGUCAUCCCGGACGACCUCGACGCCGGCGGCAACGGCGACGGGUCCAAGGUGACGGUGCCCGGCAAGCCGGCGCCCAAGCCCUACCUGCCCGAGUCGAUCCUGUGGCGCCAAAAGGAGCAAUUUAGCGACGGAGUCGGCUACAGCUGGAUCGACGGCAUCAAGGACCACGCCGAAAAGGUCGUCAGCGACGCCAAGUUUGCAGAGAGGCAGAAGCGCUACCCCGUCGACACGCCCGAUACAAAGGAGGCCUACAUGAUCCGCGAGAUCUUUGAAGGUUGGUUCCCCUCGGACGCCGCGGCCCGGACGGCGGUCCGAUGGGUGCCAAGAGGCGACUGGGGCUGCUCGAGCGACCCCUCGGGCAGGAGCGUCGCCAUCCACGACUCGGCCUACUCGACCGACGAGUAG